Molecule: messenger RNA, 1233 nt
Organism: Bipolaris zeicola 26-R-13
Lineage: Eukaryota; Fungi; Ascomycota; Dothideomycetes; Pleosporales; Pleosporaceae
Exons: 7
Coding region: 1-1233 (410 amino acids)
Cellular component (GO): cytosol
Molecular function (GO): tRNA-guanosine(34) queuine transglycosylase activity
Source: RefSeq, a predicted model, not a curated record
AUGGCGCCCGCACCUACGCAUUCAGCGCUUGCGUUCGAGCUACUUGCAACUUGCUCUGUCACCCGGGCGCGCGCUGCGACGCUCCAUCUCCCUCAUGGGCCGGUGCCCCUCCCCAUCUUCAUGCCAGUUGCGACCCAGGCCUCGCUCAAGGGUCUUACUCCUGACCAACUAGAGGAUCAAGGAUGUCGUCUUUGCUUGAACAACACAUACCAUCUAGGUCUCAAGCCAGGACAGGCGACACUCGACUCAAUAGGCGGCGCGCAUAAACUGCAGUCAUGGCCCCAUAACAUUCUUACAGACAGUGGCGGCUUCCAAAUGGUUUCACUACUCAAACUUGCCAAAGUCACAGAGGAAGGUGUCCGGUUCCUGAGUCCUCACGAUGGUUCGCCCAUGUUACUUACCCCGGAACACUCGAUAUCACUUCAAAACUCCAUCGGUAGCGAUAUCAUCAUGCAACUCGAUGACGUUAUUGUCACCACAUCUCCCGACCAUGCGCGCAUGCGGGAAGCAAUGGAACGCUCGGUGCGUUGGCUCGACCGCUGCAUCAAGGCCCACAAGUAUCCAGAAAAGCAAAAUUUGUUUUGCAUCAUACAAGGUGGAUUGGAUUUGGAGAUGCGUAGGGAGUGCACUGUCCAGAUGGUAGCACGAGAUACUCCUGGAAUUGCCAUCGGAGGCCUGUCUGGUGGCGAGGAAAAAGAGUCUUACUGCAAAGUUGUCAAGACAUGCACAGAGCUGCUUCCCCAGAAGAAACCUCGUUAUGUCAUGGGCGUAGGUUACCCGGAAGAUCUGGUAGUGUCCGUGGCUCUCGGUGCAGAUAUGUUUGACUGUGUGUGGCCAACACGAACCGCUCGAUUUGGAAACGCCAUCACAUCCCGCGGCUCAUUGAACCUCCGAAAUGCUAUCUAUUCAGAAGACUUCAGCCCUAUUGAAGAAGACUGCAACUGCACGUGUUGUCGGCCAGCAUCAGCCGGUGGUCUCGGUAUUACUCGAGCCUACAUCUACCAUGUUACUGCAAAAGAGACAGCGGGUGCUCAUCUUCUUACCAUGCACAACGUUUACUAUCAGCUGAACCUUAUGAAGCUCGUCAGACAAGCUAUCAUUGAAGACCAAUAUCCGCAGUUUCUUAAAGACUUUUUCAACAAGCUCUACAAUGGGCAGAAGGACAGAUACCCUCGAUGGGCUGUUGAUGCCUUGAGAGGUGUCAAUGUCGACCUUCUUAGCAAUGAUGCUUAG